CGGGACUUUCGUUGGCGCACACAGUCUUCUCUUCCAACAUCAGCGAUGCCUGCGGUGGCAAGCUCGUGAUUGCUGGGAAGCGAGAGGAGGAGAGGGAUGAGGUUACUGGAGUUCCCUUGCGGCUGGCGAUCCGGUUGGCUGGAGAAGGCGACGCCGAAGUCGAAGCCGACGGUGGAAAUGGAGGAGACGCGGCCGGCAGAGGCGGCGGUGUGCGCGUCUCCGGAGAAGCGGCGUCGGAGGGCGUCGCGCAGGGAGGAUUCUCAGUGGCAGCCCUCGUUGGUGGCGAUCUCGGAGGACGGGAUACUUGUGCCAGCGCCGCCGCCGGCGCUGGCUGCGGCUGUGGUGUCGAAGGGCAGAGGGUCGGGGAAGCCGAAGGCGAAGCCAAAGCCAAAGCCGAAGCCGAAGCCGGCCACAAGGGUAGCGUCUCGCGUCGCCAAGGACGACUACCGGCACUAUGGAGUUGUGCCCACAUUUGCUCCAGCAGCCUUCUUCUUCUGAAGCUUGGUUCUAAUCAGCACACUUGAAGAUUAUCUUCAGAAUCAAAAUGUUGACCAUGAAGUUGCUACUGCUGAUUGAUUGAAUGAUUGAUGAUGUUGAUAAUUUGCUAGAUAUUUUUUGUUGUUCUCUCUUGUUAUCUUGAAUCAAAAUAGGCAUCAAGACACUUUUUCCUGUCAUUUAAUUGAAUGGAGUAGUCUUAUCCUA
Musa acuminata AAA Group (dessert banana) is the source of this 702-nucleotide messenger RNA. Its product is annotated as RNA polymerase II degradation factor 1. The transcript has 2 exons. Lineage: Eukaryota; Viridiplantae; Streptophyta; Magnoliopsida; Zingiberales; Musaceae. The record is from RefSeq and is a predicted model, not a curated record. The coding region runs from base 97 to 498 and encodes 133 amino acids.